Psilocybe cubensis is the source of this 1308-nucleotide messenger RNA. RefSeq lists its product as uncharacterized. Gene Ontology annotation, biological process: regulation of DNA-templated transcription. NCBI's taxonomy places the organism in Eukaryota, Fungi, Basidiomycota, Agaricomycetes, Agaricales, Agrocybaceae. The record is from RefSeq and is a predicted model, not a curated record. Gene Ontology annotation, molecular function: DNA-binding transcription factor activity. Bases 1 to 1308 code for a protein of 435 amino acids. The transcript is spliced from 5 exons.
AUGUCUGCUCCCUUCUGCCAUCAAUUUUCCCCGUCGUCAACUGGCCAGGACGGGAGGCGCAGACCCGGCGGUCGACAAAUCGACACUGGUCGCAAAACAUACAAGCUAUGCACCAAGUCGCAAACAAAGAAAAGGGAACCGGUCUGGCCUCCCCUCCUAGAGUCUGCCUUACUCGAAGGUCUUGCGCUCUAUGUGCCAACAUCCACCAAGGAUCCACGCUUACUAUUGCGCUUCCCUCGUCGCAAUGUCUGCAUCUCAAAACACAUCCAAGCGAAGACUGGGAAGUACCGUACACCUAAGCAGGUCGGCAGCCGACUUCAACAACUUCGGGAGACUUGCUGUGAUAAAUAUAUUCUUGAUCUCAUCGGAAGUAAAGAUUUUCAGCGGGAUCGCGGCAGCAGCAGCGAGCGAACCGUCUCCGAAUCCUCGUUUUCAACCUCUUCAUAUGAAGUUGGCCUCGUACAUUCUGAGCCAACAACUCCCACAUCACCUGAUGCGCCGAAGGGACUGUUUCCUGCUUUCUCCACACAAUACACCACCGCAGUAGCUCUUACACUCUACGAAUUCGAUUACAGAACGGCCCAAACUGCCAUGCGCCCUGUUAUCAGCCUGGACCUCGAUGAAACCGCCCUUAGCAUCCCCUCUUCCUCGACUCCAGGGUUCAUUCAUGCCGCCGAAGUUCGAUCCAGUGGGCCGAUUUCACAGUGCUCUCCCGUUAUCAGCUUUACUUCCAACCGGUUUUCGACCGAAGCGCAGUACCGCUGUGUCUCGGACGUGUAUAUCGAUGGAAACCAGGUCUACAGCAUGCCUGCGCACUUGCAGCUGUGUAGCGCCAGCUCGGACGGAAUGAUUGUUUACAAGAUGGAGCUUGGUAACGACGUCUGGGCGAUUCUCACCAGGGACUCUGACGUCUAUUCAUCUUAUACCAUGACGCAGAACAUCUUUACGGUGUCUACUGGAACGAUUCACGACGAGAUUCCUGUGUUCUCUAUCAGCUAUACUCUAGAGCGGGGAUUUAAUGCUCCGGAAUAUGGGUCCACUGAUAUCAUCCAACGUCCCAUUGCCGCCUACGAGACUCAGUGGGCAACAAACGCAUCAUCCGGUGCUCAACCCGACUAUGGAUAUGGCAUCGACCUUUCCCCCGAGUCGCCUUUGGCCUACAGCUUUCCUGAAACUGUGGAUCUGGGUUACCAAGUGCCUCAGGUACCUCAACUCUCGGUCUUCUACCCACCUUCCAACGAAUAUCUCGGCCACCCACAGGAUACUGAGGACUUCCAGUCUUACUAUGAUCCUUCUGGCCCCCUCUGA